Pezoporus flaviventris is the source of this 1182-nucleotide messenger RNA. It is a transcript of the gene CNTF, whose product is annotated as ciliary neurotrophic factor. Gene Ontology annotation, molecular function: cytokine activity; growth factor activity; ciliary neurotrophic factor receptor binding. Gene Ontology annotation, biological process: positive regulation of tyrosine phosphorylation of STAT protein; astrocyte activation; ciliary neurotrophic factor-mediated signaling pathway. Gene Ontology annotation, cellular component: axon. The coding region runs from base 104 to 883 and encodes 259 amino acids. The record is from RefSeq and is a predicted model, not a curated record. The transcript has 3 exons. NCBI's taxonomy places the organism in Eukaryota, Metazoa, Chordata, Aves, Psittaciformes, Psittacidae.
GAAACACCAAAGCAAAGGAGAAAAGCUAGCAAAGGGAAGGAGGAAAAAGAGAAACAGAAAGAAAUUAAAGUAGAAGUAAAAGAAGAAAGUGAGUUUCGGGAAGAUGAAGAACCACCAAGGAAAGGCGGGAAUUUGCACCGUCGUGCCAGGCCCCAGGCGCAGAAGAGGGGGAGAGCCAGGCCAGCAGACGUGUGAGUGGAGCUCCCGGCUGGAAUGCACCAGCUCAGCAGGGGAUUGUCCUCCCCGGGCCGGGCAGGCGCCGUGCCCUGAGCUGGGUGCCCCGGCUGCCCGCGCCAUGGCUGCAGCAGACAGCGCCUCAGCCACGCUCCGGCGCCGCGACCUGUGCAGCCGAGGCAUCCGCCUGGCCGGGAAGAUGCGCUCGGACGUCGUUGACCUCCUGGACACCUAUGUGGAGCAGCAGGGCCUGGAUGCAUCGGCCAGCGUGGCGGCGGUGGAGGGGGUGCCGGUGGCAGCGGUGGAGCGCUGGGAUGAGCAGACGGGGACCCAGCGGCUGCUGGAGAACCUGGCGGCGUACCGGGUGUUCCGGGCCCUCCUGGCGCAGAUGCUGGAGGAGCAGCAGGAGCAGCUGGGGGAGGCCGAUGCCACGCUGGGCCGGGCACUGGCGGCCGUCCUGCUCCAGGUCUCGGCCUUCACCUACCACCUCGAGGAGCUGCUGCGGCUGGAGAACCGCGGCCCCCCCGCCGAGGAGGCGGCUGUGCUGCCCGUGCUCCCCCAGCUCAGCCUCUUCGAGAGGAAGCUGCGGGGCCUGGGCGUGCUGCGGGAGCUGGCCCAGUGGGCAGUGAGGUCCGUGCGGGACCUGCGGCAGCUCGCCAAGCCCGGCCCGGGCAGUGGCGCGGGCCCCAGCCCAGCCGAGAGCCCUUGAGGGCAGGCAGGGGGCAGGGGUUGGAUCCCGCAGAGUGGGGGGCUCCUUGCCCACCUCUGCAGAGAGCUGCUGACAGCGGAGGAGGUUGUUCCGGGAGGGGGGUGGACGGGAGGGACCAUGUCACUGAACCCUGGCACCCCCACGCUCUUGGUGCUGUUCCCUGUGGGAAGCUGGGCAUGGGCCGCACUCCGUGCUGGAGGGAGCGAGGAAGCCAAUGUGGGGCGAGCCUCGGGGGGUGCAGAUGUUCCCUGGGAAGCAGCUUUGCCGCUCGCCCCAGGGCCAUGGCCCCCAGGGGGCUG